AUCAACCAUGGUAGCGCUCUACAUGAAAUACUGCACAGAAGAAGGCUUUACUAGUCCACUUAGUCGCCGCACAAUGUUCAGGAUCUUAGAGGUAUGUGAAGCCUCUCAGCGCAAGUCAUUGCGAGGAUUAGAUAAUACUGCUGCUGAUGGAGCGAUGGGAUUUCAGACAAUUGAAAGAAUAGUGAAUGAUCUUGAACAAGCUGGUGUGGAUAGCGCCUGGGCAGAAGAGACGAAAGAAAUAUUGAAAAAUGGGGAAUUAUACCUCAGAGUCAAAUAUCCUGUUCAUUGCUCAAUGGAAAGCAGUCUUUGCAAAGAUCAUUGUGUGAACUUUGGACUCAGCGAUGCAGACGAAAAAUGUUUCCAAAAGCCAUGUGGCCACAAACAUGAAAUGAAAUGUAAAGAGUGCGAAGAUUUAAAAAUGGUCUUAAAAGAGAUCGAGAAUAUGAUUCUCAGUCGGUGUUCCGGCGAUCAUGCCCAAGAAAAGAGAGAAGAUUUGCUGUAUGAUCUGCGACAAGCCUCAGAGGACGUGUUUUGGUGGAAGGCCCAUAUUCUUAGAUCUGUGAAUCAAGAUAAGGCGAAGGAAGACAUGAUAAAAAGGCUUGAUGAUAAUACGGUGUUGAUUGUAAUGGAAUGGGCUAUGAAAUUUUUGCCGACCAGGUAUCGUGAAAAACAGUCUCAGUGGUUCGGAAAGAGAGGCCUGAGCUGGCAUAUAAGUAGUGUAAUCUCCAAGGUUGAUGGAAAAUUGCGCACACAGUCAUUCGCACAUCUCUUUGACAACUCAAGUCAACAUUGGUAUGCUGUAGUCUCGAUUGUAGAAAACAUUUUGAAGACACUUCGAAGUCAAAACCCAAGUAUCUCUGGAGCGUAUUUACGAUCCAACGAAGGAGCUUGCUAUCACAACAACAUGACCAUGGCAGCAUGCCAGGACAUCUCAAAGCUUACUGGAGUCAAAAUAAUAAAUUACCAUUUCUCUGAGCCAGGUCAAGGAAAAGAUAUCUGCGACAGGAUAAUUUGCCCAAUGAAGUCUGCCUUGAAAACGUUUGGUAAUGAAGGUAAUGACAUUUUAACAGCGAGUGAUAUGAGAAAGGCUUUGAAGGAGAGGAACGUUUCUGGAACUGUAGCAUGCGUUGGCAAGAUAGGCGAAGCGAAAAAUUCCUUAGUGAUAAAGAAAGUUAAAGGAUUUAGUACAAUUCAUAACUUUCAGCAUGAGAGUAAUGGCAUCAGGUUAUGGAAAGCUUACGGGAUUGGCGACGGGAAACUCAUCAACAAUGAUUUUCUCUUCUCCAGUCAUCUAGAAAGGUCGUCACUACUUGAGGUCGUAGAAGGGCAACGUUUUUUUGAAAAUAACAGCAUUCGUGAAUUACAAAUCAAGAAUAAGAAUGCACAGCAAGUUCCCUCAGACAUGAUGUAUGAAUGCCCUCAACCUGGUUGCAAGCAAGCUUUUGACUCCCUUAAUCAAUUAGAAGUUCAUCUAGACCUUGGUCGCCAUCAGCACGAUACGCAAGAAGAAUCAGAAAGUUUGUAUGACACCAUUAGAAGAGACUGGGCAAGUAAAUUCGGCAACAUUUCAAAUUUGAAAUUGCCAAGCAAGUCAAAACCUGGAAGUGAGAGCCUGAUUCUCGGUGAGUCUACAGAAUUAUUUCAAGGAUGGGCUCUUCAUGCGUCUUCAUUCUCAGGUCGCUUUCCCGGACUACCUGAUCGCAAAGUUUAAUGAGGGCGAAAAAACUGGUAAAAAAGCUGAUCCUGUUGGGAUUGAGACUGAAAUGCGGAAAGUGAGGCACACCGAUGGACAAAGAAUUUUUGCAAGAGAGGAAUGGCUAAAAGUCAGUCAAAUUAAAGGAUUUUCUCGAGACUUGCUGCAUUCAGGAAAAAACAGAUGCUAGACAAUUCUCUCGAAGACAUAAGUGAAGAAGAUGUUAAUGAGGUUGAAAAUGAAAUAGAGGAAGAAGAAUUCUUGUCGUCGGUCCAUAACGCCAUUAUUUAACGCAUCCAAUCAUGUAUGAUAAUUAUAAUAUUUGCAAGACUUAGUACUUUGUUGAUCGUAAAUUGAACAAAUUUACUGUUCCUUUAUUAAAGGAAAUGCUGACAGCUUUUGAAGUUGAAUAUGGUGCCACUGAUAGGAAACCAAAUCUUCUUCUCAAGAUCGAAGAACUGGUAGAACAACUGUAAGCAACACUGAAUCGCACUUAGAUUGACAUUAAUUUAAAUAUUUACUUUCUGAAUUUUAAAGCCUGAUUCACCACUCAAAUACUGUAAUGACUCAAAUACUGUAAUGAACACGUACAUGAUUUGUUAUCAAAUAUUAUACGGUUUGACAAAACAGAAAGCAACCACUUAUGCAAAUGAUUCAUGUAAUUUCUGAAAUAAACCCUAACGAGAUUUAGUUAGAAUGUCUUUCUUAGUUGAAUUUGAACAUUUAAACCCCGUUUGCCGCUUCACUGUUUUGCUCGUAGUCGGCAUAAUUUUGUCCCGCCGCCGCAGUUGUUGAAAAUUUUCAACCUGGAAGAGCAUGGCUACAACUCCUGCAACGGCCAAACGAAAUCAGGUUAAUUGUUCUAAGCGUUUUCUGGUAAAGCAGGCGGAAGUAAAAUACCAUGAUGUAAACAAUAUCACUGAGUUGUCAACACUAAGAUCGUAUGUGUCUGGGGAUUUUUGAGCACACUUGCUUCAUGGAUUGGUAGAAUUCAAGACUAUAUAUAACUGUCCCAUUUUAGUCGUUCAAUGUGGACUGGUGAAUUUCUGUUGAUUGUCAGUGGCAAUUAUACACUUUUUCAAAGCUGUGGACGUUCUAUGAUACUGGCGGCCGGUAAGUGAAAAUAGUAAAGUUUCGCAUGAAAUUUCAUUCUUUACAAAAUACUAGCCACAGAUAUUGUUUCAGUUAUAGGCUAUUCAAACCUUGCUGUUUUAAGUUAUCGUUACUAUAUUUUUCAGUUUUGUCCCAGUAACGGAAAAUUUGACGACAAACUAGGGCUACUUUAUUUACUUUCACGGCAGGUCCGAGAGUACCACUUUGUAAAAUGAGGCCCCGUCGAGAAAAACAGUCAAGACAAAUUUUUCUUUUUUUCAAACAUCACAGAUAACUGUAAACAUCGACUGAAUAUUUCUAGAAAAUAGUGAAUUUUUUUCUCUGUAGGAGGCCUCAAACACGAUUUAUAA
Paramuricea clavata is the source of this 3156-nucleotide messenger RNA. The record is from the annotation of a GenBank genome assembly. Lineage: Eukaryota; Metazoa; Cnidaria; Anthozoa; Malacalcyonacea; Plexauridae.